CCUCCCUCUUCCCAGCUCCGGCUUGGCCACUAGCUCCGGCCUCGGCUCCCCUUCCCGGGCCCCCUCCCUGGAGCCGACCCCACCGACGGCCCCUCUCCCACCCCAGCCCAGCCACCGGCCAGCACCGUAGCCCCGGGGGGCCAUCCCCCGCCAGCCUGCCUCCCUCCAGCGCAGCCCUGCCAGAGCGCCCCCGACCAUGAAUCUCUUCCGAUUUCUGGGGGACCUCUCCCACCUCUUGGCCAUCAUCUUGCUACUGCUCAAAAUAUGGAAGUCCCGCUCCUGUGCUGGGAUUUCUGGGAAGAGCCAGGUCUUGUUUGCUGUGGUCUUCACUGCCCGCUACCUGGAUCUCUUCACCAACUACAUCUCUCUCUAUAACACGUGCAUGAAGGUGGUCUACAUUGCCUGCUCCUUCACCACCGUCUGGAUGAUUUAUAGCAAGUUCAAAGCCACUUAUGAUGGGAACCACGACACGUUCCGGGUGGAGUUUCUCGUUGUCCCCACAGCUGUCCUGGCAUUCUUGGUCAACCACGACUUCACCCCUCUGGAGAUUCUCUGGACCUUCUCCAUCUACCUGGAGUCGGUGGCCAUCCUGCCACAGCUGUUCAUGGUGAGCAAGACGGGCGAGGCGGAGACCAUCACGAGCCACUACCUGUUUGCUCUGGGCGUCUACCGCACCCUCUAUCUCUUCAACUGGAUCUGGCGCUACCACUUCGAGGGUUUCUUCGACCUCAUCGCCAUCGUUGCGGGCCUGGUUCAGACAGUCCUCUACUGUGAUUUCUUCUACCUCUACAUCACCAAAGUCCUAAAAGGGAAGAAGCUGAGUUUGCCAGCCUAG
Chrysochloris asiatica (Cape golden mole) is the source of this 835-nucleotide messenger RNA. It is a transcript of the gene KDELR1, whose product is annotated as KDEL (Lys-Asp-Glu-Leu) endoplasmic reticulum protein retention receptor 1. The transcript has 5 exons. NCBI's taxonomy places the organism in Eukaryota, Metazoa, Chordata, Mammalia, Afrosoricida, Chrysochloridae. Gene Ontology annotation, cellular component: membrane; endoplasmic reticulum; cis-Golgi network. The record is from RefSeq and is a predicted model, not a curated record. The coding region runs from base 197 to 835 and encodes 212 amino acids. Gene Ontology annotation, molecular function: ER lumen protein retrieval receptor activity. Gene Ontology annotation, biological process: endoplasmic reticulum to Golgi vesicle-mediated transport; protein retention in ER lumen.